UACAAUGUUUCCCGCCACGGCCGCUCACCCCCCGCCUCCCGUCCGCCCCCCCACCUCGGGCACUGGGCGCGCCCCGCGGCGUCACCCGCCGGCAGGGGGCGUGGCCGCGCGCCCGCGUGGCGCUCGGGGGGCGGGUGACGUCAUCGGUGGUGCCGCGGAUGCAGCGUGGCUGCACGCUGCGAGGUGAGGGGCGGGGCCGGAGCCAGGGGGGAUCCCGGGUCAGGCAGGGGAUCCAGGGACAGGCACGGGAUCACGAGGCACCGGGACCAGGGGAGCCGGGUGCUCUCCGGCGACUGGACCAUCACUACGGUUAUCCCUGUCACCACCGUCAGCCCUAUCACCACUGUCAGCCCCAUCACCACCGAUAUCCCCAUCACCACCGAUGUCACCACGGUUAUCCUCAUCACCACGGUUAUCCCCAACAUCACCGAUAUCCCCAUCACCAUGGUUAUCCCCAUCACCACCAAUGUCACCACCAAUAUCCCCAUCAUCCUGGCUAUCCCCAUACCACCCUUAUCCCCAUCAUCACUGCACAACUGUCAUCACUGUCACCAUCACUCUCCCCUCUCAUCGUCCCAGCUGCCCUGCCCAGUCGCCACAGUGUUGCUGCACACCCCAGCUUGUGGUCUGCGCAAGCUCUCCUGGUAUCCCUCAGGUGGUGCCCCCCUGCCUGCUUUUGUCACCCAUCCCUCCGGUUCCCCUUCCCUCCCUGCCUGCCCAGUCCCUGCUCCCUGUGCCCAGCACCCUCAGUGUCAGUGGAGUCCGUGGCAUUGCUGCCAGCUCCUUCCACUUCCUUGCCCUGUCCCACUUUCCACCCAUGAGGCUGUGCUCACACGCUCCGCUUCCUACUCCCAGGCAGGUGGCACGGCAGCUCUGUGCUAUGUCUGACCCAGCCUCCUCUUUUUUGGGUGGGGGUUUGGGGUUAUUUUGGUUAUUUUCAGGCUGUAGCAUCUGCCACAGAGAAGAGGUUAACCCAUCAAAAGGUUAACAGUGCUGAUGGGGAUGAGUGAGGCAUGUGCUUUAGUCCAGGAGUCGCUGGCUGGUACCCACCCCACCAGGCAAACCGUGAGAACCCUACAAGGCCGCAUCUUCUCAGGGACCAAGGAGUCUGGGCCAUGUCUUAUCAAGCGAUAAUAGCGCCAGCCAGGGCUGGGACCAGACAAAAUUAAACUCCUGCUGUUGCCAUACUUGCACAAAUGCCAAGGCUACAAGUCCAUUGCUUCAUGCUAUAAAAGCCUGCCGCCUCCCUGAGCCCACUGCUCUGCCGUGCAGCAGCAGGCCACAAGGCAGCAACCUAAAGCAGGGACAUUUCUCCGUGUUGCUUCUUGGGCUGAGACCCUUUUCCCAGCAUCUGAUACCUAUAGCGAGAGCCCCGGCAGCUGUUGCCACUGUGCGGGAAGACUGUCUAUAGGAGCUGAGGGACAUCUUGAAGGAGUGCUGGUGUUUUCCCUGCUGCCUGUACCCACUUCGGGAGUCCUGCUCAGAUGUCAUGCUCGGAUGAACUGGCAGAUGAGGACCUGCUUGACUUCAUCCUGAGGGAUGAUGUUCCCUGCUCUAAAAUCCCAGUGGAGGAGAGCGGUCUGCUGGAAGACUGCAACUUACAAGACCUUGAGCUCUGGGACAAGGAAUUGGAUAACCUCAUCAGCUCCGUGUUGAGCCCCACUGAAGACAAAGCAGGCACACUGCAGGGUUGUUAUCCUGCUGACAGUGACAGUGGCAUUUCUGAGUAUCACCAUGUGUCCCAUAGCCCUGGCAGCAGCUCUAGCAGCAGCCUUUGGAGCACAGACAUUGUGCAGGUUGAUCACAACUAUUCCCUGCAUGAGGACUGUCCUGGCCUGCAAAGUGUGAGGCCUGACAUGGCACAAAAAGAUCUUUCCAUGGACUUUGGGACAUGGAUGUGUUUGGAAGGCACAAGCAAAGCACUGGAACAGACCUCCAGUUUCCCCACAGCUGUUGAUGUGGACAAGGGACCCCAAUUUUUUUCUGAAGCCAUCAUGCAGUCAUCUCUGCAGGUGGGCCUGGCAGAGGAGGAGAGGCAGCUCCUGGAGAAAGAAGGUGUUGCAUUACCAAGCUGUUUGCCAUUGACCAGAGCUGAAGAACAGCUUCUGAAAAAAGUGCAUAGUAGGAUCCGGAAGAAGCAGUCAGCCCAGAAUAGUCGUUGCAGGAGGAGGAUGUACGUGGAUGGCCUGGAAUACAGAGGGGCAGCCUGUACAGCUCAGAACCACAGGCUGGCAAAGAAGGUGCAGCUGCUCACAAAGCAGAACAUGUUGUUGCUCAAGCGGUUACAGGAACUGCAGGCCUUGGUCAGAAAGUCCACCACCAAAACUAUGACAAGGAGAGCCUACACUAUGGUCGUGGUUUUGUCUUUCUGCUCCAUUCUCACGCCCCGGUCAGAGCCAGAGGAGCUCAGAGUGCUAUCACAGCAGAUCCGUGAGUUCUCAGGCCAGUUAGCACCUCAUUUGCAGGAGGACUCUGUGGUGAAGGUUUUCAACCCAGAGCCUGAGGACCCCUUCAUGUCUGGAAGCCACAAUAUGUCACAGGAGGAAGGGCAGAGUCCACCCAACCCUGAUGCUGGAUUUUCUUUCUACAGCCGCUCAUCUUCUGACCCUCUGGCGACAAUGGGCUCCGAGCUGAGCCCUCCCCAGCCGCAGGUGCAGUGCUCCCAGAGCAACUACUUGCAGGUAGCAGAAGUUUGGAAAGCCAAGGGGCAGGAGCAGGUGCAACACACUGCCGGUGUUGUCAUCCAGCAGCACUGUGCCGAUGACAUGUAACCAUCUCUGCCUCCUGCCUCUUGGGGUGAUGCAUCGUGCCAGGCAGGGACAAACAGAGCUGCAUUAAUAGAUAAUCUAUCAAAGACAAUACUUCUGAAUACUCUCCUGGUUGCUGGCUGCUCAGAGGGCUUACUAGGGUUGUUUUAAGGCUGACCUGUUCUGACGUUCUGCUCUGUGUAUCUAUAGCAAGACUCUGUCUGAGAUGGGAUAGGAACUUUGCUACCGUUGCUGAUGUGGCUUGCAGCCCAGGGUACGUCCUGUGGCUCGUGGGAAAGAGCUGUGACAUGGAGGAGGAAGGAGGCUGGGCCUGAGGUGCCCAUGCUUUAGCUGAUGGGAUGAAGUCAGUGAUGAAGGCCACUGCCUUGCUUAUCCCCUGCCCAGAUGGAGGUGAACAAACUGGGUUCUGCACUUUUUAACUGUGUCCCUCGUGCACCCUUAACCCCACAGCGGUGCCUGAAUUCUAGGUGUGAGAAAGCGAGCUGACCUUCACUACCCUUGUGACGAGUGGUCCUGCCAUUGCGACAGGCCCUGUGUCUCAACUGCUCCUGCUCACUUUUUGAGCCACGGGCACAGCUCCUGGCCUGUCUAGAGGAGGUGAUGUGAAGCCUUUCCCAAGCCAGGUGUGCUGUUUCCCUUCUGUAGGGGCUGAGCCUUUUGUCUACCACAGCCCUGGGAGUGGGGCUUCUGGGCCUUCUGGGAAAGGCAUUCCUUGAACUGGACUGCUGAGGUGGAGUGGAGCAGAGUAGCGGAGCUGCUUGCUCUUCUGAGGGCUUUUUUUGGCCACAGGAUGGUUUCAAACUUGUGUCCUCAUGUCCCCGACCUUUGCUGUGCUGGUCAGUGAUGCAGUCCACUAGCUCUGGUUUCUCCCCAGGGCUGAGCAGAAACACUUAGAGUUGGCGAGCAAUGUUUUCUUCUGGAGUGCAACUUAGUGGUACCUUUUGAGCACCUCUCCUCAUCCUAUUUCUGGACAUUUCAUAGAAUCACAUAGAAUAGGUUGUAAGGGACCUUUAAAGGUCACCUAGUCCAAGCUCCUGGCAACAAGCAGGGACAUCUUCAACUAGAUCUGGUUAAUAAUUUCCUUACUAAUAACAAGUAAAUAAAUACUAACACAUGAUCAUGCUAUCUC
Molecule: messenger RNA, 3897 nt
Organism: Cuculus canorus (common cuckoo)
Lineage: Eukaryota; Metazoa; Chordata; Aves; Cuculiformes; Cuculidae
Gene: CREB3
Product: cAMP responsive element binding protein 3
Exons: 10
Coding region: 1485-2771 (428 amino acids)
Biological process (GO): regulation of transcription by RNA polymerase II
Cellular component (GO): nucleus
Molecular function (GO): RNA polymerase II cis-regulatory region sequence-specific DNA binding; DNA-binding transcription factor activity, RNA polymerase II-specific
Source: RefSeq, a predicted model, not a curated record